GACGCUUUUAACUCACAGUAAAAGCAAAAGCAACAGCUCAAGCAGGCUCCUUGGAGAAAACCUGAAAAUUCAACUUGUUCAAGAGAAGGUCUUGUACAUGCCUAAGUUCUAGAGCCUCCUGACGUGAGCAUGGCUGAGAGUGAGGACCGCUCCCUGAGGAUCGUUCUGGUAGGGAAAACUGGAAGUGGGAAAAGUGCAACAGCGAACACCAUCCUUGGAGAGGAAAUCUUUGAUUCUAGAAUUGCUGCCCAAGCUGUUACCAAGAACUGUCAAAAAGCAUCCCGGGAAUGGCAGGGGAGAGACCUUCUUGUUGUGGACACUCCAGGGCUCUUUGACACCAAGGAGAGCCUGGACACCACCUGCAAGGAAAUCAGCCGCUGCAUCAUCUCCUCCUGCCCAGGGCCCCAUGCUAUUGUCCUAGUUCUGCUGCUGGGCCGCUACACAGAGGAGGAGCAGAAAACCGUUGCAUUGAUCAAGGCUGUCUUUGGGAAGUCAGCCAUGAAGCACAUGGUCAUCUUGUUCACUCGCAAAGAAGAGUUGGAGGGCCAGAGCUUCCAUGACUUCAUAGCAGAUGCGGAUGUGGGCCUAAAAAGCAUCGUCAAGGAGUGCGGGAACCGCUGCUGUGCCUUUAGCAACAGCAAGAAAACCAGUAAGGCAGAGAAGGAAAGUCAAGUGCAGGAGUUGGUGGAGCUGAUAGAGAAAAUGGUGCAGUGCAACGAAGGGGCUUACUUUUCUGAUGACAUAUACAAGGACACAGAGGAAAGGCUGAAACAACGGGAAGAGGUUUUGAGGAAAAUCUACACUGACCAAUUAAAUGAAGAAAUUAAACUAGUAGAAGAGGAUAAGCAUAAAUCAGAGGAAGAAAAGGAGAAAGAAAUUAAAUUGCUAAAAUUAAAAUAUGAUGAAAAAAUAAAAAAUAUAAGGGAAGAAGCUGAGAGAAAUAUAUUUAAAGAUGUUUUUAAUAGGAUUUGGAAGAUGCUUUCAGAAAUAUGGCAUAGGUUUUUGUCGAAAUGUAAGUUUUAUUCUUCCUAAUUACUGUGAUUUGUUAAUGGAUGAAUUGUAUUUUGCAAAGAUAGAGAAAUACCUCCCUCCCCUUAGCUUUAUUAAGGUAUCAUUGAUAAAUAAAAAUAAAAUAUGUUUAAUGUGUAUAAUGUGAUUUUUAAAUAUAUAUAUAUAUGCAUUGUGAAAUAAUUAAAUAAAGGUAAUUAACACAUCUA
Messenger RNA from Gorilla gorilla gorilla (western lowland gorilla), 1217 nucleotides. RefSeq names its product GTPase, IMAP family member 7 (gene GIMAP7). The record is from RefSeq and is a predicted model, not a curated record. NCBI's taxonomy places the organism in Eukaryota, Metazoa, Chordata, Mammalia, Primates, Hominidae. Gene Ontology annotation, molecular function: GTP binding. The transcript is spliced from 2 exons. Bases 130 to 1032 code for a protein of 300 amino acids.